Molecule: messenger RNA, 3772 nt
Organism: Linum tenue
Lineage: Eukaryota; Viridiplantae; Streptophyta; Magnoliopsida; Malpighiales; Linaceae
Source: the annotation of a GenBank genome assembly
CCGCAAGUUCAAGAAGAGCUCACGUGGCCAACUUGGGCGGUUUAUUUGGUGGUGGUGGGUCUUAUCUGCUUACCUCGUCUGUCCUUUACCAGACAUCGGACCGAGCUCAUUCAUGGGAACGAACUGGGAGGAGAAGAAGUACAAGUACACAGCUUUUUGGACAUAAAUACAAGUUCAUGGUUCAACUCUGGCGGAGAGAAGGGUAGAAAACGUGCGGAAACCACACUGCUAGCUUUACGUGUCAACUUCUACCUCUCUGUUUCUUCCUUCCACUCUAUUCCUUCCUUCAUUUCUCCCUUAUUCAUCUCCAAUAUUCCACGCCUCUUCCCUUUGACCCCUUCUCUCUUCUUGAAGAUUUGUCACAUACCCACCUAAAGCUUCAAAACUUCAUUCUUCCUUAAUUCUCGGGAUUCAAUCAGAAUUCCCAAUAUUGAGGAAGUAUUCCGCUUUCGUUGUUGGUAGCUGGAGAACCAGGGAAAUGGAAGUGGUGCUAGCUUCGGCGCAUCUCUCUUCUCAUUCGAGAUGUGGGUUGACUUCUUUCCAGCUCUCCCGCUCACGCCGAAUCGGCCCAGUUCUGGCGUUUACUUCCACAACUAACAGUAUAGCUUCUUCUUCUUCUUCUUCUAGUUUUGGUAUUUCCAUUUCUCAUAAGCACCAUCAGAGUAAUCCCCUUUCUUCGAGAAGCUCUCGUUUACGUAAGAAAGGUAGAAACUUCACCGUUUCUGCUGUGUUCGAGCGGUUCACGGAGCGGGCAAUAAAGGCGGUGAUUUUUUCCCAGAGAGAAGCUAGAGCCUUGGGGCAGGACGUGGUUUCUGCCCAGCACCUCUUGCUUGGUUUAGUUGCCGAGGAUCGCGACCCCAGUGGUUUUCUUGGCUCUGGAAUCACGAUUGACAAAGCUAGAGAAGUUGUUAGUGACAUUUGGCAGGACGGCACCGAUAAGGAUCCAACUUCUACUAGUACAGAGAAGGGCGUCAAGUCCUCGACGGAUAUGCCAUUUUCGACUGGUACCAAACUGGUUUUUGAGGCUGCUGUUGAGUAUUCCAGGACCAUGAAGCAUAAGUUCAUUGCUCCCGAGCAUAUAGCCAUUGGGUUGCUCACGAUUGAUGAUGGAAGCGCAGGUCGGGUCCUUAAGAGAUUGGGGGCAAAUGCUACUCAUUUGGCAGCUGUGGCAGUCACCAAAUUGCAAGGGGAGCUAGCCAAGGAUGGAAGAGAAGAACCAUCUGUAUCCAAAGGCACUCGUGAGAAACCUCUAUCUAGUAAAGCUAUUGCUUUAAGAUCGUCGGAAAAAGCUAAGGAGAAAAGUGCUCUGGCCCAAUUCUGUGUAGAUAUUACCUCUCGAGCUGUUGAAGGACUCAUUGAUCCUGUCAUUGGGCGCGAGAGUGAAAUUCAAAGAACUAUUCAAAUACUUUGCCGCAGAACCAAAAAUAAUCCUAUUCUUCUGGGUGAAAGUGGAGUUGGGAAAACAGCCAUUGCUGAAGGACUAGGAAUCAAGAUCGCGCAGGCUGAAGUUCCUGCUUUCCUUUUAGGUAAGCGUGUCAUGUCUUUGGACAUUGGACUUUUAAUUGCUGGUGCAAAGGAAAGGGGAGAACUAGAGUCACGUGUGACUACCUUAAUCAAAGAGAUUCAGAAAGAAGGCAAUGUAAUUCUCUUCAUUGAUGAAGUCCAUACGCUUGUCGGGACGGGUACAGUUGGACGAGGAAGUAAGGGAAAUAGCCUAGACAUUGCUAAUCUAUUGAAGCCAGCUCUUGGAAGGGGUGAAUUACAGUGUAUUGCAUCCACAACUAUGGAUGAGCACAGGACACAUAUCGAAAGUGAUAAAGCGUUGGCGAGAAGGUUCCAGCCUGUAAUGAUUAAUGAACCAAGCGAGGAGGAUGCUGUGAUGAUAUUGUUGGGCUUGCGCCAAAAAUAUGAGGCCCAUCACAACUGCAGAUAUACAUUGGAAGCAAUAAAUGCAGCAGUUCACCUCUCAGCAAGGUAUAUUGCAGAUAGAUUUCUUCCUGAUAAAGCCAUUGAUCUCAUUGACGAGGCAGGAAGCAGAGCCCGUAUCGAAGCUUAUAGGAAAAAGAAAGAACAACAAACUGGUAUACUUUCAAAGUCGCCAGGUGAUUAUUGGCAGGAAAUCAGAACUGUUGAGGCCAUGCAUCAAGUGGUUAUUGCAAGUAAGCCAAGCACUGAUGAUAGUAAUUCGAGCAUUGAGGACUCCGAAGAUGUCAUUUUAGAGUCGCCUCCACCUUCUGCAUCUGCUAAUGAUGAGCCCACGGUGGUGGGGCUUGAUGACAUUGCCUCAGUUGCUUCACACUGGUCUGGAAUCCCUGUUCAGCAGCUUACUGCUGAUGAAAGGAUUGCUCUGGUGGGUCUUGAAGAACAGCUUAGGAAAAGGGUUGUUGGCCAAGACGAGGCUGUUGUUGCUAUAUCUAGAGCCGUUAAGAGGUCUCGUGUGGGGCUCAAGGAUCCUGACAGGCCAAUUGCGGCCAUGCUUUUUUGCGGCCCUACUGGUGUAGGCAAAACUGAGCUAACUAAAGCAUUGGCUGCAAACUAUUUUGGAACGGAGUCCGCCAUGCUGAGAUUGGACAUGAGUGAAUACAUGGAGCGACACACAGUGAGCAAACUAAUAGGGGCACCCCCAGGUUAUGUUGGUUAUGGCGAGGGAGGGACUUUGACAGAAGCAAUUAGAAGACGACCUUUCACUUUGGUUCUGCUCGACGAGAUAGAGAAAGCCCACCCAGAUAUCUUCAACAUCCUCCUCCAAGUCUUUGAAGAUGGCCAGCUCACAGAUUCUCAGGGUCGCAGAGUCUCAUUCAAGAAUGCAUUGAUAGUCAUGACCUCGAACAUUGGAUCUUCUGCCAUUGCAAAAGGCGGACGUACUUCCAUCGGCUUCAUACUUUCAGACGAUGAAUCUGCUUCUUACGCUGGAAUGAAGGCCUUAGUACUCGAAGAACUCAAAUCAUAUUUCCGCCCCGAGUUGCUGAACAGAAUAGACGAACUGGUCGUAUUCCGUCCUCUCGAGAAGUCUCAGAUGCUGGAAAUUGUGAACAUGAUGCUGCAAGAAGUUCAAGGAAGGCUGAUCUCUCUCGGAAUCGGGUUGGAGGUAUCCGAAUCGAUCAAGGAUCUGGUGUGCAAGCAAGGGUACGACCCGGCUUAUGGCGCCAGGCCGCUCAGGCGAGCAGUCACUAACAUAGUUGAGAACCCUCUGAGUGAAGCAUUGCUUGGUGGAGAGUUCAAGCCGGGCGACACAGCUAUUGUGGAUGUAGAUGCAACGGGGAACCCGGUGGUUGUAAAUCGGGCGUCGGAGAGGAGCAUCCACUUAACAGACACAACUACGCUCUUGUAAUUAAUUGGUGUUCUAUAUGUUAGGAAAAGUUCAUCAAGUGUAUAUAAUAAUGAACGAGCUUAGGUGAAGGCCAGAUUCAUUGACGUGAUCGCAGUUGGCGGAUUCGGUUCCCAAGUGUAUAUGUAAAGGAGCAAUGGAGCAUCAAUCAAUACAUUUGGCCAACUUAAAGACAGCCGACUUCUUACUUGUUAUGGCGCAGACAUGGGUGUGCAACAGAUUGAUCCAUACAAGACCAUACCUAACCAAAUCGAUGUUUAAUAGAAUAUAAUGUGGUCUAAUUUACGGUUCAAUGAAUUUUGUAAAUACUGGAGAAAAGAAAUAAGACCCAACACGAUUAAAUGUGACUGAAGUAGUGUUAAUAAAUUGACAAAUUAGGGGUUUUUCAAUUUUAAUGUCUUUUUAAUACUCUUGUUUUAAAUGUGUGUAAGAUAUUCUUUUUUC